CCAUUACAUUAAUGAAUGAGCAAACAGCAAGAGCGCCAACAAGCCAUUUCAAAUCUCAUCUGUGUCCUUUUGGCAGCGACCAGCGCCGAGAACUGACUUACUGAACUACUUGCUGGUCACCAGCGACUAUGAUAGCUGAUUCGUCUUCAGUGGUCUGGUCUCUCUAAUUCUCUCCGUCAACAUUGCCUGAACCCUAAUCUUUCACUGAUCGAAUCAUUUUUCGCUAGUCCACCCGAAAUUGUCCUACUCCGGUACGAGAAAUGCCGUUGAGAUCUAGCCAUGGACAGGGAGGCUAACCUUCCGAAGAAUAAUAUUGCACGUCCGAUCCUCAACUCUGACUCGACGUCGUCUUCUUCAUCUUCUUUCUCUUCCUCCUCCUCCCCGCCGGAAUUUCUCCGGCAUGUUCAGGCCGCCUUCAAGCGCCACCGCGCCCUAGGUACCAUGCAGACAAAUAGUCUAAUGCCUAGGCGGAUAUUGGUUCCGCAACGUGAUACAUCUCAAACUAGCGCAGCUUCUUCUGAUGUUUAUCCCAAGAAGUUUCAUGAUGUCAUCAAUCCAUCAAGUCAGGUUCAAUCUAGAAAAGAUUCAAGUUCAACUAUUAUGCACACCAAGAAUCCAGUAAUUGCUGUUGUUCGGGAAACUCCAGAAGAUGCAUCAAUUACUCCUCCUCCUAUCUCAGCCACCACCAUCACUAAGACCUUUGGAGAAAGUUUUAACGUCCAGAGAGAUCAAUCUAAAUCAGCUAUUGAAUGCAAAGAGAACAAUCCAAUCCCAGCGUCCUUUUCACAUGUAGAGUCUCAACAUGUUGACAGCAAGAGAAAGGUCCAAUUCUCAAUAGCAAACAAUGCUACUUCCCAGGGGGCCGAUCAUCAAAUGGCCACUGGAUUGGAGAACUUAUCUUCUUAUAUGAGUUCACUUGCAUUGACAGAAAUGGAAUGGGACGCAAGCAAUCCAGUUGAGGCAUUAAAUGUUAUCAAUGAGGAAUCAAAGCAUCGGAAUUUUCAGAACGUGGAUUCUGAUGUUUGUUUGAGGUCUGAUGGUGCAGGAUCUUUAUUGGCAAAAAGAACAAUGGCAGUUCAGGACCAACUGCACCAAUUACGAAACUUUUUAAGCCAACCUGUUACUCAAUCUUCAGUUAUUGGCACAUCAUGUGCCACCACAACAUCUGUCCAUUCUACUUCAGCACCCAUACUAAACUCAACAACCUACUGCUCUUGUUCACAUCCAGAAGGUGGAACUCAUGCGGCAGUAGAACCAGCGGUUGAGCCACUGGGAGAUUUAAAUGCAAGUUCUCAGCAUGCAAGUCAAAAAAAUAUGGAGCAGCUGUCUAAUCCUUCACUGAGGGACACAAGUGGGAUGCUAAUUGACCAGACAUCUAUUGCGGCCCAACCUUCUACAUCCGUUAUAAAUGCUCAAAUUAAGGAACAUCCUGUGCCUAGAGAAAAUGAAGGCCGUCUGGCUAAGGGAACUGACAUUCCCAAGAAUCCUUCUUAUGUUUGUGAAAAGCCAACUAAAGAGCGAGUAUCAGCAGAUGAUGUUACUGAUGUACAGCCUCAGGAUCCAUCAUCCAAAAACCCACCUUCAGAUGUAAAGUUGGAGUCUUCUAAACCAGAAAAACAAGAAAAGGUUACAGGUGGUAAAGGUGCUUCAGUGCCUCGUAAAAAGAAUUAUGAUCCUGACUUGUUCUUUAAAGUUAAUGGAAAGCUCUAUCAAAGGCUUGGUAAGAUAGGCAGCGGAGGAAGCAGUGAGGUCCACAAAGUCAUUUCUUCUGACUGUACAAUCUAUGCACUCAAGAAAAUCAAGCUCAAGGGUCGUGACUAUGCAACUGCAUAUGGUUUUUGUCAGGAGAUCUUGUACCUCAACAAAUUGAAGGGAAAGAACAACAUUAUACAGUUGAUAGACUAUGAGGUGACAGACAAAAGUUUGCUCCGUGAAGUGAUGAAUGAAUCCAUGAGUAAUAAGGAUGGGAGAGUUAAGGAUGAUGGUUACAUAUACAUGGUCCUUGAAUAUGGGGAAAUUGAUUUGGCUCAUAUGCUGUCGCAGAAAUGGAAGGAAAUGGAUAGCGCCUAUCAGACCAUAGACGAGAAUUGGCUCAGAUUUUACUGGCAGCAAAUACUUCAGGCUGUCAACACCAUACAUGAGGAACGCAUAGUGCACUCUGACCUGAAGCCAGCUAAUUUUCUUCUUGUCAAAGGUUCUCUGAAGUUGAUUGAUUUUGGUAUCGCUAAAGCCAUAAUGAGUGAUACAACCAACAUCCAAAGGGAUUCACAGGUGGGUACACUAAGUUACAUGUCUCCUGAGGCUUUCAUGUGCAAUGAGUGUGAUGCAAAUGGAAACACCAUAAAGUGUGGUCGGCCAUCAGACAUUUGGUCGCUUGGCUGCAUACUUUACCAAAUGGUAUACGGGAGAACCCCUUUUGCUGAGUACAAGACUUUCUGGGCAAAGUUCAAAGUUAUAACAGAUCCAAACCAUGAAAUAACUUAUGAAUCAGUUCCCAACCCAUGGCUUCUUGAUCUUAUGAAAAAAUGUCUAGCCUGGGAUCGCAGUGAAAGAUGGAGAAUUCCUCAACUUCUCCAACACCCUUUUCUCGUUCCUCCAAUCCCUACCCAACUAUCCAUUCCUAAAGAGGAAGACUGUAAGCUGCUUCAACUUGUUGCUGAAGCUUGUGCUGAUAAUCAGGAAGCUUCUAAGCUCUGGUAUGACAUACGACAACUACUUAAGGAUCCAAUUGCAUCUCUAACAUCUCAGUCAUUAACAUCACAAAACCAGCAGUGUAAGUUGUUGUCCCAAAUGUCUAUGCUUUGCUUUCAACUGAGGGAAUGUCUGUCAAAGUUGGAGAGGGAAUAGAAAAGAUUAUUCAACUGUAAAAAUAUGUCGAGUCCUUGGAGGGAUUAUCAGAAAAUUAUGCGUAAUCCUUCUAUUCCAGUUGUUUGUAAUAUGUAAUCGUCCAUCCAUGUUGCACGUUAUUGUGUCUGAGUAAGAGGAGUUGCAUUAUGCUCAGCUCCUAAUGUAUAACUUACAAAGCGGAAACUCAUUUAUGGAAGAUAACGUGGUACAUACUACAUUUUCUGCUCAA
Messenger RNA from Ricinus communis (castor bean), 3076 nucleotides. Its product is annotated as serine/threonine-protein kinase MPS1. The record is from RefSeq and is a predicted model, not a curated record. The coding region runs from base 280 to 2847 and encodes 855 amino acids. Lineage: Eukaryota; Viridiplantae; Streptophyta; Magnoliopsida; Malpighiales; Euphorbiaceae. Gene Ontology annotation, biological process: chromosome segregation; protein localization to kinetochore; mitotic spindle assembly checkpoint signaling. Gene Ontology annotation, molecular function: ATP binding; protein serine/threonine/tyrosine kinase activity; protein serine/threonine kinase activity. The transcript is spliced from 6 exons. Gene Ontology annotation, cellular component: kinetochore; nucleus; spindle.